AAAUGUUGCGCUAUCGAAAACUCGCUCAGACGUCGAGUAUUGUUGACUGUUGAGUUACUUCCAGUAAGCUGAACAUCAUCCACGGCACAGAAGGAGAAAUAUUAUUCCAGUUUCAGUUUUAGUUAGAAUCAAGCAUCAAAAUAUAGAUUAUUAACUCACGAAAUGAUGUUACGAAGGUGUAAACAUCUGUCACGACAUUUUCGGACAAUAUCGAGAAGUUAUCAUGACGAAAUUUCCGUUAUCGGCAGUCCGCAAGAUCAUAAUUCACCAGUUUACCAGGAAAAUUACCAGGAGAUGAGGAAAAUCGUUGACCGUUUUCAAGCGACCGUAAAAAAAAUCCUCGACGGCGGUGGUCCCAAGGCUCAAGAGAGACACACGAGCAAGGGCAAGUUGCUACCACGAGCUCGUAUAGAUGCUCUGCUGGACGACGGAUCGCCGUUCCUCGAGUUCUCGCAACUCGCGGGUUUCAACAUGUACGGAAAGGAGGACGUUCCGGCUGGUGGCAUAAUCACAGGACUUGGCAGAGUCGAGGGGAACACCUGUCUCGUGGUCGCAAACGACGCGACCGUCAAGGGUGGUACUUAUUAUCCGAUUACGGUGAAAAAGCACUUGCGAGCCCAAGAAGUAGCGAGGGAAAAUCGUCUCCCCUGCAUCUACUUGGUUGACAGCGGUGGCGCGAACUUGCCACGACAAGCCGAUGUUUUUCCGGACAAGGAACAUUUUGGAAGAAUAUUUUUCAAUCAGGCAAACAUGAGCGCAGAAGGAAUUGCACAGAUAGCAGUGGUGAUGGGAAGCUGCACAGCCGGAGGUGCUUACGUGCCAGCCAUGGCUGACGAGAAUAUAAUAGUCCGUAAUCAAGGGACCAUUUUUUUGGCUGGCCCGCCAUUGGUCAAGGCCUCGACCGGCGAGGUCGUCAGUGCCGAAGAUUUAGGCGGCGCUGUAGUUCACUGUCGAACGUCGGGAGUCACCGAUCAUUCUGCGGUGGAUGAUGAGCACGCUCUCCACUUGGCACGACGCAUCGUGAAAAAUCUGAAUGCGAAAAAACCCUUGGAUGUGGUUGUUGAUGAAAAAUACCAAGAGCCGGCGCAUCCUGCAGACGAAAUUUACGGAAUAGUCGGUGCCGAUCUCAAAAGACCGUUCGACGUCAAAGAAAUAAUAGCACGAGUCGUCGACGGAUCGAGAUUCAGUGAAUUCAAAGCGGAAUACGGGGAUACUCUGGUCACUGGAUUUGCCAGGAUCUACGGCUAUCCCGUCGGCAUUGUUGCCAACAAUGGCGUUCUCUUUUCCGAAAGUGCGCUCAAAGGAGCUCAUUUUGUGCAAUUAUGCUCCCAACGAAAGAUUCCACUGCUUUUCCUCCAAAACAUCACAGGAUUCAUGGUCGGAAAAGAUGCGGAGGCUGGUGGAAUAGCAAAAAACGGUGCAAAAAUGGUGACAGCUGUAGCAUGCGCCAAAGUUCCAAAAAUCACUGUCAUCAUUGGAGGCUCUCACGGCGCUGGAAAUUAUGGAAUGUGCGGCCGAGCUUACUCACCGAGAUUCCUUUACUCAUGGCCGAACUCGAAGACGUCGGUAAUGGGUGGUGAACAAGCUGCGGGAGUAUUGGCCCAAGUCAUGCGAGAACAGAGAGCUCGCGAGGGAAAAGAGUGGACGCAAGAAGAAGAAGAAAAGCUGAAAAGUCCUUUGAUAAAACAGUUUGAGGAAGAGGGCAGUCCGUACUAUUCGAGCGCGCGGCUCUGGGACGAUGGAGUCAUAGAUCCUGUCGACACGAGGCAAGUCGUCGGUCUCAGCUUAGCUGCAUCCUUGAACGCGCCAAUUCCAGAAACUAAAUUUGGCGUCUUCAGAAUGUGAUUAGAGUCUGCAUCGUAAACAUUCCAUCGAAUCAGUCUUACUUCGCCUAUUCACAGUAGAAAAUUUCCAUUCGUCAAAGCAGUUUUCAUUCGUCGUGAUCUAAAGACAAUCUGACGAAUUUCGGUCAUGUUCGAAAGGUUACGAAAACUGCUAGUCGAUUUCAUCACGCUAAUAAGUCACCGAGACAAAUAUUCUACAGAUAAUUCUACAAUAUUUUGAAUUCAGUUGACUGAAUGAUUCCUUUUUAUACAAGCAAGUUGAUGAUGAAAGUUCGUAGCAACAUCCAAUAUCAGUUUUAAGAGCUUUUAAAUCUGAGUCAUGUGAAAAGCAAAAAUUAAAAAGAUAGCAAAGCGUAAAAGAAAAAAAGAACCUCGAGUAUCCAGAAAAAGUAAAAAAAACUUUUAUCGAAGGACUUUGAACGAUGUUGUUCCAUUAUCAUUGGAAAUAAUUUUUAUUCAAGAGUUAUCAGUGUAUUUUUUAUACUUUUUGAAGUUAUGACCGAAAAGAACAUUUUUAGCUGUGUUUAGAGCACUUAUAUUUCUAAAUAUAUUUUUAAAGUCGUUUUUACAGAGA
Molecule: messenger RNA, 2418 nt
Organism: Venturia canescens
Lineage: Eukaryota; Metazoa; Arthropoda; Insecta; Hymenoptera; Ichneumonidae
Gene: Mccc2
Product: methylcrotonyl-CoA carboxylase subunit 2
Exons: 8
Coding region: 163-1845 (560 amino acids)
Biological process (GO): L-leucine catabolic process
Cellular component (GO): mitochondrion; methylcrotonoyl-CoA carboxylase complex
Molecular function (GO): methylcrotonoyl-CoA carboxylase activity
Source: RefSeq, a predicted model, not a curated record